Molecule: messenger RNA, 1455 nt
Organism: Leptinotarsa decemlineata (Colorado potato beetle)
Lineage: Eukaryota; Metazoa; Arthropoda; Insecta; Coleoptera; Chrysomelidae
Product: ATP-binding cassette sub-family C member 4
Biological process (GO): transmembrane transport
Cellular component (GO): membrane
Molecular function (GO): ATP hydrolysis activity; ABC-type transporter activity; ATP binding
Source: RefSeq, a predicted model, not a curated record
GGUCGAAUUGAAAACGAGGGAACAUUCAACGACUUGAUGGAUACUGAUAAUUCUUACGCCAAGCUUUUCACCGCCGAACCUGACAAAAAACUCGAAGAAGAAAAACAAGAUGAUGUGGAUGAAUGGACUCCUAGGAAAUCUUUCCGAAAACGAACAGUUUCGGUAGUCAGUUGUUUGAGUGCUAAGAGCCUGAUGGAGAGUGUUCAUGAUGACCUACAAGAAGAAAUAGAAAGUGAUGACGAAGAAGAAGAGAUCAAAGUGAAAGAUAUGCAAGAAGAAUCAUCCAAGGGUAAAGUGUCUGGUUCCUUAUUACUGAAAUAUCUAUCAUCAGGAGCCAAUUGCUGUAACGUUUCUAUUGUAAUUUUCCUUUAUUUCUUCGCGCAAAUCUUUGGAAGUGGAACCGAUUGGUUCAUCAGCACCUGGACGAAUAUCGAAGAGUACCGAACGGCAACACAGCUAAAUGCUUCCGUUGAAAUCACGAACAAUUCACCACAAAGGCCGUUAUUUGCGGAAUUAUCCACUAACACUUGUUUAUAUAUUUAUGGAGCCCUACUUACUUGUUUACUGCUGGCUCAAAUGUUCAGGUCAUUUUCUUUCUAUACUCUGGCAAUGGUGUGUUCCAGGAGAUUGCAUAAAUUUAUAUUCGAGGGGAUCAUAAAUGCUACCAUGAGGUUUUUCGACACUAAUCCCAGCGGAAGAAUUUUGAACAGAGUUUCGAAAGAUAUUGGUGGUAUUGAUGAGAUGCUUCCUAGAACGCUACUUGAUGUUGGUCAGAUGUUUCUCCAGAUGGCAGGUUCUCUGGUUUUAGUGAUAAUAGUGAGUCCAUAUACUUUAGUUCUGGUAUUGGUACUGGGAGUGUUUUUUGGAUAUCUGAGAAAUAUUUACCUGAAAUCUUCCAAAAACAUCAAGCGACUGGAGUCAAUCAUGCGAAGCCCUGCUUUCACCCAGUUGAAUGCCACCUUGCAAGGAUUGACAACUAUCAGAGCUUUCAAGGCUGAAGAACUCCUCAAAAAAGAUUUCGAUCAGUCCCAAGACUACCAUUCUAGUGCAUGGUUCAUGAGUAUCACAACCGGGACUGCAUUCGGUUUUGUUUUGGAUAUGUGCUGCUCACUGUUCGUUGCAAUCGUCACUUUCUCUUUCGUAGGACUUUCAGAUGUACUUGGCCUAUCGGGAGGAAGUGUUGGUCUUGCAAUAACACAAUCUACACAACUUAGUUUCAUGGUUCAGUUUGCCAUGCGCAUGUCCGCUGCUAUAACCACUCAACUGAUGUCCGUUGAGAGAAUCCUAGAAUAUAAAGCGCUCACUCCAGAUUAUCAACCGGAACAUCCAAAAUCCCCCCCAAAAGGAUGGCCUUUCAAAGGAGAAAUUGUUUUCGACGAUACUUCUAUGAGUUACUUUGAAGGAGGCCCCAAAAUUUUGAAAAACUUGAAUUUCACGGUGAAACCAACUGAAAAA